CUGCGCAUGCCGGGAGGCGGCGAGGAUUUUGCGGCAGCAGCAGCAGCAGGACCGGAGGCGGCCGGACGGACGGAGAGAGGCAGACCCGGGAAGGAGGAGCCGCCGCUGCCGCCGCCGCGAUGCCGGAGCUGGCGGUGGAGCGCGUGGUGGUGCACCCGCUGGUGCUGCUCAGCGUCGUCGACCACUUCAACCGGAUAGGAAAAGUUGGGAAUCAGAAGCGAGUGGUUGGGGUCCUCUUGGGCUCAUGGCAGAAGAAGACACUGGAUGUGUCCAACAGCUUUGCAGUCCCCUUUGAUGAAGAUGACAAAGAUGACUCUGUAUGGUUUCUGGACCACGACUACCUGGAGAACAUGUAUGGGAUGUUCAAGAAAGUCAACGCCAGAGAGAGGAUCGUGGGAUGGUACCACACUGGACCCAAGCUGCACAAGAACGACAUUGCGAUCAACGAGCUCAUGAAGAGAUACUGCUCAAACUCGGUGCUGGUAAUUAUUGACGUGAAGCCCAAGGACCUGGGCUUGCCCACAGAAGCCUACAUCUCUGUUGAAGAAGUGCACGAUGAUGGGACGCCAACUUCCAAGACCUUUGAACACGUGACCAGUGAAAUUGGAGCUGAGGAAGCCGAGGAAGUCGGGGUGGAGCACUUGCUACGUGAUAUUAAGGACACCACCGUUGGCACUCUCUCCCAGCGCAUCACCAACCAGGUACACGGCUUGAAGGGACUGAACUCCAAGCUCCUAGACAUUCAGAGCUACUUGGAGAAAGUGGCUGUGGGCAAGUUGCCCAUCAACCACCAGAUCAUCUACCAGCUGCAGGAUGUGUUCAACCUGCUGCCGGACGUCAACUUGCAAGAAUUUGUCAAGGCCUUUUACUUGAAGACCAACGACCAGAUGGUGGUGGUCUACUUAGCUUCCCUCAUCCGCUCUGUGGUUGCCCUCCACAACCUGAUUAACAACAAGAUUGCCAACAGAGAUGCGGAGAAGAAGGAGGGGCAGGAGAAAGAGGAGAGCAAGAAGGAGAGGAAAGACGAGAAAGAGAAAGACAAGGAGAAGGCGGAUGCCAAGAAGGACGAGAAAAAGGAGAAGAAGUAGAAUUGGGGGUGGGGGGGCGGCAUUAAAACCUU
Hemicordylus capensis (graceful crag lizard) is the source of this 1120-nucleotide messenger RNA. RefSeq names its product proteasome 26S subunit, non-ATPase 7 (gene PSMD7). The record is from RefSeq and is a predicted model, not a curated record. Gene Ontology annotation, molecular function: metallopeptidase activity; protein binding. NCBI's taxonomy places the organism in Eukaryota, Metazoa, Chordata, Lepidosauria, Squamata, Cordylidae. The coding region runs from base 120 to 1088 and encodes 322 amino acids. Gene Ontology annotation, biological process: proteasome-mediated ubiquitin-dependent protein catabolic process. The transcript is spliced from 7 exons. Gene Ontology annotation, cellular component: proteasome regulatory particle; proteasome complex.